This is a messenger RNA of Nymphalis io (European peacock), 2064 nucleotides long. RefSeq names its product ADP-dependent glucokinase. The record is from RefSeq and is a predicted model, not a curated record. Gene Ontology annotation, molecular function: ADP-specific glucokinase activity. The coding region runs from base 145 to 1614 and encodes 489 amino acids. Gene Ontology annotation, biological process: glucose metabolic process. The transcript has 3 exons. Lineage: Eukaryota; Metazoa; Arthropoda; Insecta; Lepidoptera; Nymphalidae. Gene Ontology annotation, cellular component: endoplasmic reticulum.
AUAUGGCCGAGUUCAUUGCGUUAUCUUUAUAACUAUAAUAUAUUAUUUACACAUUACUAUUAUAAUGAGCUGACGUGGAUCUAUUACAAAGCUUAUAACUUAUGCAUUCCAAGUGAACACAUUGUAAAAUAAUUACAUGUGACAAUGGCCGGGGCGCCGGUAAAGUUAGGUUCAAUACUAUCUUUAUGUGUUGUGUUCUAUGCGAUAUUUUAUAGAAAAGAUAAAUUCGAAGAUGUGAGACUGUCUUCAGUUAAAGAACAUCUGUUAAAUUUAGAAAAUGAGAAUAAAGUAGGUUCUGGUACACAACAGCCUAAGGUGGCCCUUGGUUAUGGAGCUUGCCAUGACCUUUUCGUCAACGCAACGUCCUUGUUAAAUCCAAAAGAUUUAAAAGGAAGUCCUGAACAUUUUAACGAUAUAUCCAGUAAAGAAGAAUUUUUAAAAAGUUUUACCUAUUUCUUCAAACAUGGUGCUGCUGCGGAGCGAUUUAUGUCUAACAGUGCACUUUAUGAUGAACUUGUCGAAGAAUCAUUAAAACUACCAGACACUAGAUGGGCUAUUGGAGGAAAUGCACCUCUCAUGGCAAAGAGAUUUUAUAUAGAAGGAUGGAAGGUGUUACUAGGUGCAAAAAUGAGCAAAAAAUUAAAAAGUUACAUUCCGAAAGAUAUAGAAAUAGUUGGUGAUAAUGGUAAUGAAGAAGUAAAGGACGAUGUCCAUAUGAUAUUAGAAUAUAGGGCUGAUGAAAAGUUUGGUGAAUAUAAAUCACCGAGGGCAAAUAGAUACAUUAUGCAUAAUGAUGAAAACAAUCCUCUGCUGACUUCCUUAGAGAAGUUAGGAGAACAUUUAGUACGCUUCAGUCCUAACUUGCUAGUCAUUAGUGGUUUGCAGAUGAUGGAUAAUUUUCCAUUUAAACAAAAUGGCAAAGAUUUAAGGGCAGAAAGACUAGAACUUGUGAAGCAACAAAUUCUAUCCCAGCCAGUAAAUACUUUAGCUCACUUUGAGAUGGCGAGCUAUGUAGAUUUAGAAUUACUCUUACACUUAACAACAAAAGUAUUACCAUUUGUUGACUCAGUUGGCAUGAAUGAACAGGAACUCUCGAACCUCAACAGUGUGUUAGAACAUGGGAAAGUUAUGGUUGUUGCUGAUUCUAAUCCAAGAGUAGCUACAGCAUUAGACCAGAUGCGUAAAACAUUCCAAAUUAUUAGACAAAAGAACUCUGAAAAUGGUAGCAAGAGGAAAUUGACACGAAUUCAUGUACACACUUUAGCAUAUCAAGCUAUUUUGACUGUAAAGGGCUCACAUUGGAAGAGAACAAAGGCAGCUGCUGCUAAAGCUUCCUUAACAGCUCAUAGAUAUGUUUGUGAUAGUCAAAAUAUAGCUUUAGAUAAAUGCAAGCUUCUUCUAGAUGAUAGCUUUUCAACAACAACAGAUGAUAGCAAUAACAGCAGAGUAUUUUUUGAAGAAACAAAACCAGUAGCCUGCUGGGAUGAGGUACUGGAUAAUGAUGAAGUAGAUAUUUGUGUGGCUCCUGUUCUUAUCUGUACUGAAGCUCAAUUGACAGCUGGUGCAGGAGAUAACAUUUCUGCCGCAGGCUUAGUUUUACAAGUGGAGAAAUGAGUCUUAGGUUGAUAUAAAAAAAACUCUAUGUUUGUACAAUUUGGUGUUAGGCUUAUUUUAUGGAUCAAAAUAUUUAUUUAUUAAACUAACAGUAAAACUUAUUAUUAUUUAUGACUAAAGUUUUAAACUCGCUAGGAAUAUUAUUAUUUUUUAAUUUACAAAUAUGUAAAAUAUUUAACUUCCACACUAUAUUUAUAGAAAAAAACAUUUUUUCUAUAGAUCUGCUUAAUAUAUAACCUAUUUUAUUACAAUGAACAAUAUAUUACAAACAAAUUUUGACUAAAUAACAGUUUAUAAGUGUAAGAUUUUCAUUGAUAUUCCGUAAUGUUCUAAAUUUAAUUAUAGAAUGUGCCAUUUUAUUAAUUAUAUCGUGCCUAUAAUGUUGUAUUGUGUUCAUUAUUUUGAAUAUGUAUAUAAAAGUACAAUGUAUCAAUGACUGCAUAUUUAUAU